Molecule: messenger RNA, 471 nt
Organism: Enterobius vermicularis (human pinworm)
Lineage: Eukaryota; Metazoa; Nematoda; Chromadorea; Rhabditida; Oxyuridae
Source: the annotation of a GenBank genome assembly
AUGGCUAAAUACAUAGCUAACAUGUCGAUGAAUCGUUACAAUCGUGUCUACUGGGUAACUCCACUGUUGGAUACCAUACAGUAUUACCAGCAAUGUUGUGGCGGUUACGGUCCUUUGGACUACGAGAAUUCAUACUGGUUUAUAACAAAUACUAUUCGGGGCACUCGGUCAUCUGUUCCUCCGUCGUGUUGUAAGCAAACUCAGACUGCUCGGUCAUGGAAUAUUCAGCCUGUAGAUCCAAUGUGUACAACCUAUAAAUAUUUUUCAUCCUCAUUUAAUACAUCAGUCAACAUUGCAGGUUGCGCUGACCGUCUUUUGACUUGGUUAGAGUCAAAAACCACUCUCUUUGCUGCGCUUGGGUUCUCAUUUGCUGGAUUUCAAAUGAUUGGAAUUUGCUUAGCUGGCAUACUCUUCCAUUACAUUAACACAUAUUACUACAUUAGAGGUCGUCCAGUGAUACUAAAUGGCUAA